Messenger RNA from Heterocephalus glaber (naked mole-rat), 2134 nucleotides. Lineage: Eukaryota; Metazoa; Chordata; Mammalia; Rodentia; Bathyergidae. The record is from RefSeq and is a predicted model, not a curated record.
AUGCGGACAGCGAGCCUGAGCCUCCGGGGGAAACGACCGCGCCCCGGCAGCAUGCGCAGGGUCCCCGGGUCGGCGUGCGGCGCUGCGGCGCUGCUGCGGGGCGCGCUGCUGUGCGCGCUGCUGCGGCUCCCGCGCGCGCAGCCCUGGCCCUGCCCGCAGGCCUGCAGGUGCCCGUUCCGCGACGCGGCGCAGUGCUCGGGCGGCCCGGUGGCUCGCGUCCCCGCGCUCGGCCUGCCCGCCAACCUCACGCACCUGCUGCUCUUCCGCAUGGGCCCCGGCGCCCUGCACAACGACAGCUUCCGCGGCAUGACCGUCCUGCAACGCCUGAUCCUCUCCGACAGCCCCAUCUCCACCGUCGCCCCCGGCACCUUCGACGACCUGAUCAAGCUGAAAACCCUGAGGCUGUCCCGCAACGGCAUCCCCCACCUGCCCGGCGCCCUCCUGGACAGGACGCUGCCCCUGGAGCAGCUGUUCCUGGACGGCAACGCACUGCGGACCAUCGACUCUGGCCUGUUUCGGAACCUGGCCAACCUGCAGGAGCUCGUUCUGAGCCACAACCAACUCGCCUCCCUCCCUGCAAACCUCUUCGCGAACCUGGGGAGGCUGAAGGUGCUGGAUCUAUCCGGAAACAACCUGACGCACCUGCCCGAGGGACUGCUCAGUGCCCAGGCCAAGCUCCAGGUGCUCCUGCUGCACUCGAACCAGCUCACCUCGCUGGACGCGGGGCCGCUGGACAGCCUGGGCUCCCUGGUGCGGCUGGAGCUCGACCGGAACCGCAUCCGCUCCAUCGCCCCCGGCGCCUUCGACCGCCUGGGAAACCUGAGCUCGCUGACGCUGGCGAGAAACCGCCUGGAGCUCCUGCCGCCCGGCCUCUUCCUGCACGCACCCCGCCUGACGCUGCUCACGCUCUUCGAGAACCCGCUGGCCGAGCUCCCCGGGGUGCUCUUCGGGCCCGCGCCCGGCCUGCGCGCGCUGAGCCUCAACGGCACCCGGCUGCGCACCCUGCCCCGCGCGUUGCUGCGCAACCUCAGCUCCCUGGAGCGCGUGCGGCUAGACCGCAACCAGCUGGAGGCGCUGCCGGGCGACGUGUUCGCGGCCCUGUCCCGGCUCGCCGAGGUCCUGCUGGGCCACAAUCCCUGGCUCUGCGACUGCGGCCUGUGGCCGUUCCUCGAGUGGCUGCGGCAGCACCCGGGCGUUGUGGGCCGGGCCGAGCCCCCGCGGUGCUGGGGCCCCGAGCCGCGCGCCGGCCUGGAGCUCUGGGCGCUGCUGGAGGGCGACCCCUGGUGCCCGAGCCCGCGGGGCGCACCUGUCCGCGCCCCAGCCCUGAGCGCCCGCGGAGGACUCCCGGGCACUGCCGCCUUGCCUGGCAGCUCCGAGCCCUGGGCGCAAGCCCAGCCGGUGGCUGCGGGCGAGGAGAGUGGAGCUCACAGCCUCUACUGGGCUCUGUAUAUCCUACUUCUGGUUGUCCAGGCCAUCGUAACCGGGGUCAUUAUGUUUAUUAUGAUCAAGAUCUCUGGGCUCUUUCGGAAAUUAAUCAGGGAGAGGGCGCUUUGUGGGAAACCUUGUUGUCAAUGAAAACGUGACCAGGGUAUUGUCAGGUGUGGCUGUCCCGGAGGCCGCCUGUGAGUGUCCACUUUAUUUCCUGGAACUAAGUGCCACCUCAUUUUACAAGCGUUUUUGUAGCAGCGAGCGUGUGACAGGUGUUCAUGAGAGUAAUGAUAAGGUUGGUGUCUGGUUUAUUGUGCUUGUAUCAUGUCUUCGUUUAUUCUUCCAAUUGAAAGCAGUUAAACCCUUGUUGCUUUAAUUGGAUGUCACAGGCUGGGGAGAUGACAGCUACGGGUUCCGUCCUGGCUCUACCACUUAUUAACUGCACUGGCUCUGGACAGGACGCCUACACACAUUCUCCAUGCCUGGCUUUCCUCAUCCCUGAAAAUGUUGCUGCCCCAUGAGUCGCAGUGAGCAUCCGCUGCCACCAAGCAUAUAAAGGCUUAACCCAGUGCCCUGAAUACAGCAAAUGGCCAAUGAGGGAUGGUGGAGAUUACCAAAGCCAUUGUUAUUGGCAUCAGGAUUUCUAAAGACAGCUUUGAGUUGGUGUUUUCGUCUGUGUAUGAAAGUAAGAGCAAACUUUCUCAAA